AUGGAUUCAUUAUAUACGACACAAUUUUACUCGUGGAUAAAAAACCCACAGAAUCGAGAAUACGCAGCAUUGCGAUUACGACCGCUCGUUGAAGAGUAUAAUAGUUUAUCACAUACUGCACGAGUUCUACGAUGGAUUGCAUCUGAUUGGAAACCAUCUGAAGCAAAAGACUUGUUCCGAUUGGUGACCGAGAAAUGGGACGAAGGGAAAAGACGAUUAUUGGCCUUUUUUUUAGUGAGGGCUCAACGUGAGGAAGAAGGCUUAUUCCCAAAAAGAAGACGUCUGGAGGGGCUCACCGAUAAAACUGGGAAGGGAAUCUACACAUUCAAGAAUCGAAAUCGUUGCAAACGUGGUUGGCGUAAUGUUGAUUGUAAAGAGGUCUUGCCAGAUUUUAUGCUGGAAAUCUGUGAGUUUGAGGAUGCCAUCUCAUCAGAACUGCCCGAAUCAUCUUCACCAGGAAGUGAAGAAGAAUCGCAACUCAAGUGUCCUAAAU
Molecule: messenger RNA, 493 nt
Organism: Ambispora gerdemannii
Lineage: Eukaryota; Fungi; Glomeromycota; Glomeromycetes; Archaeosporales; Ambisporaceae
Source: the annotation of a GenBank genome assembly